This is a messenger RNA of Caenorhabditis elegans, 6531 nucleotides long. It is a transcript of the gene unc-79, whose product is annotated as Uncoordinated protein 79. The coding region runs from base 85 to 6363 and encodes 2092 amino acids. The record is from RefSeq and is marked reviewed. The transcript is spliced from 26 exons. NCBI's taxonomy places the organism in Eukaryota, Metazoa, Nematoda, Chromadorea, Rhabditida, Rhabditidae.
AGAUCCUCCGCCAAAUGCCACGUCGUUGAUGUGUGAGAAACGAGUAGAAAAAGACAACAUCAUAGAGGACGAAGAAGACAACGAAUGGCGACAACACGGGCGGCCACUUUCUCUGCGAAGAUCCGCACGUUGUCCGAAUUCCAAAUCCGACUAUCCACAAAUCAGCAGCCACCGUCGAAUGCGGAAAUCAUCACAACGCUUAGAUAUUUUCAACAAACACUUAUCGGGUUUCUCAAAGACUUUCCAUCAACACAAACAAACUACUGUGAACGGUUUUCAUCAGACGCGGCACGAUGGAAUCUAUAUCCAAAUCUCAAUUAUUCGGCUCUUUACUAUGCAAUAGUCAACCUUUUAGACGUUUUCCCACUUAUCACAAGUCAACCACAAGCAAUAGGAGAAGCAAUUCUAGACACAAUAAAAGCGUUGAUGAUAUUUUUGGAACGGGAAUCAUUAGAACAACUGCCUUUACUUUUAGCCAGUCAGUUGGGUAUUUUUCCAAGGGAAUUGGAUAAGCAGAUUGUGCAUCUCCUUGCUGAUUGUGUCUUUCCAUUUGCAAUAAAUGACGAGACAUAUGUGAAAUACAGUGUUCCCGGUGUAUUAAUGCUGGUUUUACAACAAACACAUGAUCCCAGUUUACACACAUGGAUCGUCGAAUCUGCAAUGAAUUGUUCACAAGGAGUAUAUCAAGAUCUUCUUCAAGUGAUUGCAAAAGGAACGUGUGAAAGCAGGGUUGCAGCUGCCAACUUGCUUUUUCAUUACUGGCCUUUUCCGAAUCCACAGAUUUUGCAUAGGAAAACUAUUCAGUACCGAGUACAUGCUUGGCGAACAGUUCAAUGUCAAUCCACAGGAUGCUCUGAUAAAACUGCAAGUGUGAAAAGAUGUUACGACCCAGUGAUAUGCGCUGAUGUUGCCGAUACUUCUCCGCCGAUAUUUCUAUGUCGGAAAUGCGCGGAACAAGUGACCGGAGAACGAAAAGUCAUAACUCAACACAUCGCUCAACCAAUGCCUGCUUCAAACGCCACGUGUCAACGACAAGAGUGUCAGUCUCAAUCACGACUCGCAGUGACGAUAUGCUGUUCACAUGAGUGCACGAGAGGACAUAAUCACGUACCGAUGAGAUUAUGUAUGGACUGUAGUACAUUAGUACAUGAAGAAGGGACUAUUAAACAUUUACAACAUCAAGGAAGUGGGGUUGUAUGGUCAACAGAUGAUCAAUGGCCAACGGUUGAAAGUAUUGUAAAGUUAUUAAGGGAAACUACAAUGUUUGAAGGAAAUGAAGGAGAAGGCAAGAAGCCGAAAUGGUUGAGGCAGUUGGAUGGGGGAACAUCUAUGGGAAAAGAGAUCGAUAAAAUGGCUGACGAACGUCGAAUGUUAAGUAGAUUCGGAGUGUGGUUAAUGGCUGGUCUAUGUCCUCCAAAUGAAUCAGCAGAUCCUCGUGCAAUUGGGUAUAUUAUGCAAAAUGUAUUCGAGUGGUUCUCAACAACAGCUCUUCUUCCAAAUGAUUCAAUGGGUGCAUCCCUAGAACAAUUAAAAACGGAUUUUGUAUCUGAUUGGAUCAAUAUUGGAAUGCGUGUUCAUAAUGCUGUAUUCAUAUCAAGUCUAUGUGGUGAAUGUGAAGAGCAAGAUGGGCGGCCUGUAAUCGAUCGAAUAAAAGAAGGAUUGGGACGACUUCUAGCAUUGAUGCCCUAUGACGUCAUUAGUCUAGAGACAUGGUCACGUGUAAUGCCACGUUGGUUGGAAGCAAUUGUCAAUGAUUGUACAGAAGAUAAUCAACCGGAACUCAAGAUUCUUCUCUGUAAGAUUUUUGAACCGGAUUUGUGUCCACUUCCGUUUGAAACGAAAGAAGUUUAUGGAUUUAUGACUGGAAGAAUUGGUGGAGAUGAUUAUGAUGAAAUGUUUAAUGCAUUGCAAUGGAUUCAUCAACUUUCCCGUUUGGAUAUCACAAUACCCCUGAACAUGAUUCUUGAACAUUUCAAUCGAUGCUUACAAAAACUACGAACAAUCGAGAUUCCACCACUUUCUGAAAAUGAUUUGGAAGAAGAAGAAAUGUCAGUGCAUGUGGUCCUAGUAGAUACACUGGUGCUCCAGAUGAAGCUCAAUGAUUCUGAUCGAUCAAUGACACCUGCCCUCACAGAUAAACUUUUUGAAUGUAUGCAGCUAUUAGUAUCAAUUCCAAUACGCGCGGUGCCACAUUCCUGUCAUGAUCCAGAGUUGGAUGGGUUUGCAGAUUGUCAGCAAUGUCAGCAAACAGCAUUUGUGCAUCAAAUGGUGAUGAAUAUUACGCAGAAAGUGUGCCCAAAGCGGGAAGUUGCAAUUAUUACCACCGUCGACGAGGAUCCAAACUAUGAUGAACAGACGACUGACACGCCAACUGGUCCUGGAAGUACAUUAUUAUCACCUUUAACUGAGUCGGGAAGCAAAGGAACAUCUCCGGGAACGUCUGCUCCGUCAAGGCCAUUUCCAGAACAUCUUCAAGCUCAAACGAUGUGUGUUGCUCAGGCUUGUGAAGCUGAGGAAGAAGUUGAAGAAUGCGAGUUUGUUGGAAUACUUCCGUGCGAAGAAAUGGAAGUAGCGAUGGCUGAAGCAGUUACUCAUGAUAAUGUGUUAGAAACUGGACAAGUUGUUACAAGUACAACAGUUCAUCCGAGUAUAAAAGGACAAAUCAUUCAAACUCCACAGACACCUGUUCAAAAGCAACCACCAUCUGAUUUUUGGGUGACAAGUGUCGGAAGAUUUCGAUUUAGUUUCGAACAACUUCCAUCUCAACUUAAAAUGAUUCAUUCUUUACUGUCAUGCUUAGAUGAAGCCGUCGAGCCCGACGUUGAGUUUUUCGUAAUGAGCUCUAUGAAGUACCUCUGCCUUCAUUGUGAAGCUUUAAGUAAUGCUCGACGAGAACAUCGUGGAUUUUUAAUAUGGACUCAAGAGAAUCAAAUGGUUCCGAAACUCUGGGAACGACUCCGAUCAGAUUACAUUCAAGUUGGGGAGCUAGCCACUCAUCUAUUACUCCAUGCAAUGACCCUGCCAUGCGGAGAGGAAAUGUUUUGGAAAAUGGUUCACAGAGAUUUCACGUCACCGCAAUGGAAUGUGAGAUUUGAUGCAGUUGGAAAGGCUUAUGUGAUGGCUCAAAUGAUCAAGACAGCUCCUGUCAAAGCAAAUAAAGUGGUUCAAACUUGCUUGGCAGCAGUUUUCUAUCACUUUAUUGCUUCGUUACACGAUCCGAAUCCAUCCGUGGCUCAGAGAGCAAUUAUUGCUUUAAGAGCUAUGCCUAGACAUACUUUGAAGCUAAUGUGUAUGUGCUUCGAAUCACAAUUUGAUCAUUGCAUUGUGGACCGUCCGUUGAUCAUUCAUGCGAUCACAAUGAUGUCAAUUUUGCUCCCCGACCAGACUACUUUGACUUUCGACUUUUUUAUUCAAAGAUUUGAAACUCUGGUGUUGGAAAGUCAAUUGAGCAGUCAAACGGAGGAGAACAUUUUUGUGCAAGACCUAAUGCACACUGAUCCAAUGUCCGAACUCUACCAACGAAAAGUAUCAAAAGCAAGAUCCGCAAUCGAAAAUGCAAGUACAGCUCGAUCAAUAGUUCGUCAUCUAAAACAGUAUGACGGAAUGAAGCAUCAAUUAGCACAUCUACCAUCAGAUCCAGCAAAUGUGGCUGUAAACGACGACGUCUCCUCGCCGAACUCCUCUGUCACUGCCAACUACGGGCAUGGAGGUUACGGUAGACUCCGUGAAUUCACUGAUGAGGAGAGUAACAUGUGUCUUCUAUUCAAUCGAGUCGUUGAUAUGGAAAAUCCAGAACGACAUACCGUAUACCUAGUCGUUUCGCUUUUUGUCACAUUUCUUUCCAAUAAGAAUUCAACGCCCACCGAUGAGAAGGCAAAUGCAAAGAAACAAUCUCUAGUAUUUCGGCACUUUAACACAUUGCUGGGGUACAGUAGUACUGAAAAGUGCUUCACGAUUCCGCCAGCCAGGUUACGAAAAGCUGCCGUUUGCAAUGCUUUCAUUAGUGGACUCCCUGAAAUUUUGGACAUGAACUUGCAUACAGGAAACCAACUUCUUCCAACAGUUGCUCAACUUCUUAUUCACUUGCCAAGUCCUCAAAAACUGGCUUCUGACCAAAAUGUGACCAACUACUCCCUUGCACUUUUGACCCAGCAUACAAGACAUUUAUGGCUGCAGUCACUGAUUUUGAUACUUUAUAAGUACCGAUUCGAUCAACUUCCAGUCAGUGAAUAUAUUGUCAGGCUGAUUGGGAUUGUGGUGAAGACUUUACAAAACCAAGUCCACGAGUGCUCCGAUGCCGCCGAUCAAUCCGCAGAAAUAGACACGUGGGACGAGAUUGAAGACGACGACGUGGCAAGGGCGGAGCUGAUCCGACCGGAAAGUCUCACAGUGACAACAAUCCAAGAAGCAACACCAGCCGCUGAAGGAAUGGUUCAUAUUGGUGCAGUUUGUGUAAUGCAGCCAACGAUUGUGGAGCCGGAAGGAUUGGCUCCGGAGCCAUUGAUAGCAAGGAAACGAAGUACUGCUGUGCAAGAAGUGAGAAGGAAGAAAAGUGCAAUUGAAGUGGUUAAGAAAAGUUGUACUCUCCGAUGUGGACAUUGCAAUGAAGCCAUCGAGAUGUUCGACGAAGAAACCAUUUCUCUUUGUCUAAUAGCUCUCGAAACAUUUCUACACCGAGAACCUUCGAUGGCUGCUCCGAUUCUUUUCAAAAUACUUUAUACGGUUACCAGACUAAUUGACACUCCAAUGUACCCAUGGCAUUCAACCGAGAUGUUCGUACCAGCAAACUCUCGUUCAGUUGCAAAACAAAUGCUCCGUGUCUCUCUUCAUCAUCUCUCCACUUCCGCAAUUUGUCUUCAACUCUUCGACACAAAAAUCCCUAGACCUGACGCCUUCUGGUCAGUCGUCGCACUUUCGCUGGCUGACUUUCCCGAGUUGUCUCCGGUGUACUUCAUUCAGAUUUUGAUGGAAGAUCUGGAAGAAAGCUGGCCUGGAUCUGUGAAGCUUAUCAUGAAAAAUUUGGCAUUUUAUAUUGUUGAAAUACCAACUGAUAUGUAUAAUAAUCCAUGGAAAGAUCUCGUCGGCCAUCUGGAGACGUUUUUCAAACGAUAUCAUUCGGCAAUAUCUGCUGACAAUGGAAUCACACCAACACGUGCUGAAAUCGAAAAUGUGAUCAUUGUGAUGACUCACGUGUUCAAAGUUCAAACGUUCUCUUCAAGCAAGUCACCGGUCACUUUGGUUGAAGCAUUUGCAAGAUGGCUCUCCGAGUCACUUCACAGUGCAGAUGUAUCACUGGAAUCACUUCUUGGCGUCUGCACUGCUUGUAAUAGAGCCCUGAUUCGGGAACGCGACAAGCAAUGCAUCACAAGAGCUCUUGUCACAGAGCUAAUGCAAGCUAUCAAAUUCAAAGUAAAACUUCAUGAAUCCAACUACGUCACAAUUGCAAACAUGAUCCUUCAAGAUGCUGGAGAAGAUAUCGAAGUUCCUCUUUUAGAUGAUCAAUUCAAUACAGCUGCUUCUGAAGCAAUAAGACCAUUCCUUUUUGAAGUAUUGGACUUUAUUGCUGACUUACAUGUUAUUGCAAAAUUGAAAAAAGAAUCGAAUUCAGAUGCCCUCGGUGGUGAUCUGAAGGUUAAGUUGGCGGAAGCUAUAGCCGUUGAAAUGUCAAGAUCCAAUGCACGUGAUUGCCGUACAGUAAUCCGUUUCAUUCCAUGGCUCAUGUCUCCUCCUUCUGUCACACAAGCAGCUCCGAGUGCAUUUGCCGAUAGUGUCACCAAUGUCCGUGUGCUCUCCUGGCUCUUACUCGGUGCUCUACACGCCAAUCAUUCAUGCCUUCCAGUUCCAAUUGAAUGCUCUCAGCAUAUGGCUGAUUACAUUCAUUUUGUGCUGGCUGGAUUUGCCGAUCAAUCGAAGCAAUCCGUUGUACAUAUGUCAGCUCUAUUCCAUGCUUUCCAUCUAUGUCAACUAUGGACUGUCUAUUGUGAAAGAGCUGCAACUUACAGUUCUACAACUGCUUUUGCUCAUUUGGUUGAUUUCUGGGCUCGUGUAACUCCCGCUAUUCUACAACUUCUCAGUCAUUCAAAAGUGCUAGCCGACAUGGUCAACUUGCACUUUCUGAACACAAUCCAAGCUCUUCAACAAGUAAAUUCUGCUCUUCUCUGUCAACUUUACUCGAUGUGGGCACCCAUCCUGACUGCCUAUCACUCGCAAAUACCUAAUCAAUUAAGAAUGAAACUCGACUCUUGCCAAAAUCAGCCCUCCCUGGAAGCUCCGUUGGUGACGGAGUGGCUGAAGAAAGUGAGAUACAAGAUAUCGCAGGUCGAACUGCAAACCUCUGCUGCCUCGCCCUACUACACUGUCUAAAUGAUCAAUUCGAAACGUUACGGGUUCACACAACACACAAACAUCCUUCACAAUACGAUUUUCGGUGCUUUCAAAACAAAACAAUGAAUUUUUACUAUAAAUGGUUUCUCAAUUAUUAUUUUUCUACUUAUAUCAGGAAUUCAUUUGCAGUAAAUCUUUCGGGUGGAA